This is a messenger RNA of Sarcophilus harrisii (Tasmanian devil), 1178 nucleotides long. RefSeq names its product phospholipase D3-like. Lineage: Eukaryota; Metazoa; Chordata; Mammalia; Dasyuromorphia; Dasyuridae. Bases 690 to 1178 code for a protein of 162 amino acids. The transcript has 5 exons. The record is from RefSeq and is a predicted model, not a curated record.
AGUAGGCGCCACCUUUAAAAAAAAAAAAAAACAAAAACAAAAAAAAACUAGUGCUUUUCAUAACAUCAUUCGUGGAUUUUUAUCGGGAAUUGGGGAUGGGGACGAGGGAGAGAAUCUGGAACUCAAAAGUUAAAAAAAAAAAAUGUCAAAAAAUUCUCAUUUAAGAGACUGCGGUUUAAUUGAUUUAAUCUUUUCCCCAAACAAAAGUUCAUUUCUUGAAGAACAAAUGACUACUUCUUAUUCCCCAGUUACGUGGGAAACCAAUUUUUAAUACUUGUUUUUAGAACUUUUGCGUUCCAGAUUCUUUCCCUUUCUCCCUCCCCACCCCCCACCGAGAAAACGAAAAAUAGAAAUGAUCCUUGUGUAUUUACCUACUUUUUCAUUAUACUUGUGUUGUGUAAGAACGCUCCACCCUUUCUGAUCAGGAAGGAAACGGCUGCGUUACAACCCCUUGAUUAAUUGGAGUCAAUUGAUGCUUGACAACCAGGCUUGAGUAAGUAGCAACCGCUGAGGAAGAGGACCUCAUCUUCGCAAUUAGCGGAGGCUGGGCCAGCACGAGGAAGACGGGAACCGCUCGGGUUCUGCCCUGAUUUUGUCCUGGGACAGGAUUUCCUGCCGGACCCGCUUUCAGAAGAAACUGGUCUGCUGCCUCCUGUGCACUAGGAGGAGCCUCACACACACUCCUUGUUAUGGCUGGUGGAUCACCACUGCAAGACUCAGAGGAGCUUUCAUCUGAGGAUCUGACCCAAAGGGAGCUAAGUUCCAAAUAUCCGUCUAUGUAUCUACGUAGGCCGAAGGGAUCGGGGGCCGGAAAGAAAAAGCUACGCUCGCCCCCUGACCGCGGGGCUCUGGAGAAGAGGCCCUUCUGGGGUCCCUGCACUGGCCGGCUCCUGCUGCUCCUGGGAUUGGUCAUUGUGGGAUUCUGGAUGUUUGUGUUGCCAUGGCCCCCUUGGGAGGACAAGGCCAAGUCAGCGGCCCGGGACAGCCCUGCAAACUGCAGCCUGGUGCUGGCCGAGAGCAUCCCAGAGGGCAUGAGCUUCGGGCCCGGUGGCCCCCAGCAUCUCUCCACCCACCAGGCCUGGCUCCAGCUGAUCCACAGAGCCCAGAGCCGGGUUGACAUCGUGGCCUACAACUUCCCCGGCCCAAAGCCACUCCCAACCCCUAACCGGCGGCGGUGA